AUGAGGACUUUGAUACCUCUCCCAACACAGGAAAAGCCAGCAAAGGCUACAGCGGCAAUACUAGUGCCACUCUGUAGAGUCAAUGGGAUUCCUUCGUUGCUGUACACAAUGCCAUCGAAUAGUAUGCGUCUCAACACUGGCUAUAUAUCCUUUCCCGGCGGCAAGUGCGACCCGAGAGAAACCGCCAUUCAAACUGCUCUUAGGGAGACACGAGAGGCACUGGGAAUUGUACCGGACAAAAUAAACAUUUGGGGUCAAGGGCCUCCUAUCCCUAGCCGCACUAAUGAGUAUAUGAUCAACCCAGUUAUCGGCGUAAUUCCUGAAUUGAAAUCUUCGGACAUGAACAUAAAUAUUGAUAAAGUUGCAGAAGCUUUCACCGUCCCUAUACAAGUCUUUUGUAACCCUCAAAACCAAUACUACACCCAGUAUAGUAACGGUUUGCUCUUACCAGUAUUCAUCGCAGAUGAAUACAAGAUUUGUGGCAUCACUGCUUAUGUUACCCACGCUUUUUUAACUUGCACUUUGUCUAAAGAUGUGUAUCACAACGAGUGGCUAAAACAGAAAAUAGAUCUUCACACUUCAUCAUAA
Molecule: messenger RNA, 588 nt
Organism: Diatraea saccharalis (sugarcane borer)
Lineage: Eukaryota; Metazoa; Arthropoda; Insecta; Lepidoptera; Crambidae
Source: the annotation of a GenBank genome assembly